Chanos chanos (milkfish) is the source of this 1845-nucleotide messenger RNA. It is a transcript of the gene acmsd, whose product is annotated as aminocarboxymuconate semialdehyde decarboxylase. The coding region runs from base 59 to 1069 and encodes 336 amino acids. Gene Ontology annotation, molecular function: hydrolase activity; carboxy-lyase activity. Gene Ontology annotation, cellular component: cytoplasm; cytosol. The record is from RefSeq and is a predicted model, not a curated record. NCBI's taxonomy places the organism in Eukaryota, Metazoa, Chordata, Actinopteri, Gonorynchiformes, Chanidae. Gene Ontology annotation, biological process: secondary metabolic process. The transcript is spliced from 10 exons.
UUCACAAAAAGAGUUUGACAAAUCAUACCGUUCUUCAAACACGCACACUGUUCCCAGGAUGAAGAUCGACAUUCAUAAUCACAUAUUACCGAAGGAAUGGCCCGAUCUGAAAGAGAGGUAUGGAUAUGAUGGAUUUGUCCAGCUUCAUCACCAUUGCAAAGGAGAAGCCAAAAUGAUGAAGCAAGGAAAAGUAUUCCGUGUGAUACAAGAAAACUGUUGGGAUGCUGAGGCCAGGAUUCGGGACAUGGAUAAGCAUGGGGUGACUGUACAAGCCCUUUCCACUGUUCCUGUAAUGUUCAGUUACUGGGCAAAGCCCCAUGAUACACUUGACCUGUGUGGAAUACUGAAUGAUGACCUGGCAGCCACAGUGCGACGUUACCCUCGACGCUUUGUGGGUCUGGGAACUCUGCCCAUGCAAGCCCCAGACCUGGCUGUAAAUGAGAUGAGACGUUGUGUUAAGGAGCUUGGCUUCCCUGGGGUGCAGAUUGGCUCACACAUCAAUGCCUGGGACCUCAAUGCUCCAGAGCUAUACCCUGUUUAUGCCGCUGCUGAGGACCUUAACUGCUCGAUAUUUGUGCACCCAUGGGAUAUGCAGAUAGAUGGGAGAAUGGCAAAAUAUUGGUUGCCAUGGCUGGUUGGCAUGCCCUCAGAAACAACAAUGGCCAUUUGCUCUAUGAUCUUUGGAGGUAUUUUUGAGAGGUUCCCCAAGCUGAAGGUCUGCUUUGCUCAUGGAGGUGGCUCUUUCCCAUACACUGUUGGCCGGAUUGAACACGGAUUCAAUGUGCGACCAGAUCUGUGUGCUGUGGACAAUAAAAUCAACCCUCGAAAGUAUCUGGGCUCCUUCUACACUGAUUCUCUGGUCCACGACCCUCUCUCUUUGAAGUUACUCACUGAUGUGAUAGGCAAGGAUAAAGUAAUGUUGGGAACAGACUACCCAUUCCCACUGGGUGAAUUGGAGCCAGGAACUUUGAUAGAAUCCAUGGAAGAUUUUGACACAUCAUUGAAGGAAAAACUUCUGGCUGACAAUGCCCUGGAAUUUUUAGGUCUCGAACGAAAACAGUUUGAGUGACAUGUUGUAUAUGGUACAUUUACAGGAAUGAAUAGAUAACACUGUGAAGUCACUUCUAAAAUGUAAAUUCCAAUCACUUGAAGUUGGCUUAAAAAAAAACAAGUAUAUAGCAGUAUAAAAAGGGAAAUUAUGGUUGUCACACAUGACAAAAAAGCAAAAUUAAUAAGUAAAUUUAAUCAUAUGAUUUCAAUAUAAAAGAUCAAAAUAAUUUACAAUUUUAAUUUUGUGAUAUUGUCAGUAAGAACCUGUUUUAGUGAGAUUCUGCACAACUGUCAUAAAGUACUUUACAGUAUUGUGCUGUGAUAAAGUACUGCAGAAAAUGGAUCACCACAGACUUAUUGUUUGUUGGUUUUUGUAAGUCACUUUCAACAGCACAAAGAUCCUAGUGAUGUCUGUAAAAGGAAAAAUGCCUCAAAGUGGCACUUAAGAUGCUGCAAGUUGCUUUGAGGUGAUUCUGUAAUUUAACUUAACUUUUUUUGAUUAAGUGGCAUAUAGCUACUUCAGAAAUGCACCACUCAGAGUGUACAGCUUUUAUGGGAUGUUUUUACAGUGUUAAAAAGAACCAUCGAAAAAUUGAACUUUUCUGGAUAUUUUUUUAAUGCCAUUUUCAAUACAUGACAAAUCAGCAUCAUCACUACUGUGGUGUAACCUCUUUUAGAUUGCGAGGCACAUGUAAUUGAGGAGCAAGUGCCAGAAGUGUAAGACCUUGAUUUAUUUCAUAACAGGGUGUAAUGACAAAUACAAUAAAUGGUCUAUACAGUAUAUGAACAUAAAAA